Molecule: messenger RNA, 1222 nt
Organism: Ornithodoros turicata
Lineage: Eukaryota; Metazoa; Arthropoda; Arachnida; Ixodida; Argasidae
Gene: Zip102B
Product: zinc transporter ZIP9-A-like
Exons: 7
Coding region: 143-1081 (312 amino acids)
Biological process (GO): zinc ion transport; transmembrane transport
Cellular component (GO): membrane
Molecular function (GO): metal ion transmembrane transporter activity
Source: RefSeq, a predicted model, not a curated record
GUAUGCCUUCGAAGAUGGCUGCCUACGUGACACGGGCUGCCGCUCGAGCGGCAGAGACGUUCGUGCGUGCAUGUUUGUGUUGCUGUUAGAACAGCGAGUAAUUUGUCAUUUCAAGUUUGUGUAGUAUUCUCGUACCGCCACGAUGGCGGAUAACACUGGACUGUUCGCACUCGUUGUAACUAUGGGUGUAGGCAGCUAUGUGAGCGGAUUGCUUCCACUAGCUAUUCCUCUAUCGGAGGCUCGUCUGCAUCUAGUUUCAGUUUUUGGGGCAGGGUUGUUGGUUGGAACCGCACUAAGCGUCAUAGUUCCAGAAGGCGUCAGCACUUUAUACAAUUCAUAUGUCUAUAACAGUGCAAGUCAUCUUAGCCAGCAUGAACACCAAGCCCCCAAAACGACGGGAGGUACAGCAUCUGCAGCGAACCAUGUUCACAGUGCAACAGAGAUUACUAGGGAUCCACACCAGCUUGUUGGAAUUACGUUAGUUUUGGGAUUCUUGUUCAUGCUGAUCGUAGACAAGUGCUUCUCACAGCGUCACCACAGCACAUCCGAUGCGGAGGCGACGGUGAAGAUCGGCGAAGGUCGCAAGACAAACUUCACGGCCACUCUCGGCCUUGUUGUUCAUGCUGCAGCCGACGGCAUCGCGUUGGGCGCUGCAGCAACGACUGGCAAGGUGGAAACGGAGUUUGUGGUGUUCCUGGCCAUCGUACUGCACAAGUUCCCUGCUGCAUUUGCUCUGGCCACUUUUUUACUGCACGAAGGCCUGGAACGGCCGACGAUUCGCAGGCAUUUGGCUGUCUUCUCACUGGCUGCUCCUGUGAUGACUCUGACCACCUAUUGUGUCAUCAAUUAUAAAUCUCAAGAAGGGUCCAACUCGCUCAAUUCCACUGGACUGGCUCUGCUGUUCAGCGCGGGCACAUUCCUUUAUGUAUCGACGGUACACGUCCUACCGGAACUGGUCUCUCGCCAUGCCGACCCAGACGUGAGGAAUCGGUCCAGCGAGGGGUUCAGGAGGAGAGAUGUUCUUAUCCUUAUAGUGGGCACAAUCCUACCCAUGUUCCUUACAUUGGGUCACCAUCACUGAACAGUGUCACGAACUCUUUCCACGGACGCCCCUCCGUUUUGAUGUACCUUACAUCGAUGGACUCCCGAGGGUAUUUGAUUUAAUAAAUGGCUCUACAUGUACAGCGAACUGGCUCGCAAGAGCCAGAACAUGUUGAAGAAC